Teleopsis dalmanni is the source of this 2244-nucleotide messenger RNA. Its product is annotated as E3 ubiquitin-protein ligase HRD1-like. Bases 141 to 2015 code for a protein of 624 amino acids. The record is from RefSeq and is a predicted model, not a curated record. Gene Ontology annotation, cellular component: cytoplasm. The transcript has 8 exons. NCBI's taxonomy places the organism in Eukaryota, Metazoa, Arthropoda, Insecta, Diptera, Diopsidae.
AGAAACAUACUAUUGGUAUUUACGAUUUCGAGUAACGGGCUCGAAGUACAGACAACUUGUAAGAAGGAAACGUCAAAAUUAAUUUCGUAUUGGAACCGAUCAGCCGUUUGGCUGGAGGUAUUGUAAAUAACAAUAACAAAAUGCAGAUCUUAUUGUCCUCAGUGUGUGUAGCGCUAACUAGCGCAGUUAUUGGAAAUGCGUUUUAUCAGAAAAAGCAAUUUUAUCCAUCUGUUGUAUAUAUUACAAAAUCAAAUGCUUCUAUGGCAGUAAUAUACAUUCAAUUCUUCGUUAUCGUGUUUAUGUUCGGAAAACUCCUACGUAAGAUUUUCUUAGGUACCUUACGUGCAGCUGAAUUUGAGCACUUGCUAGAACGUUUUUGGUAUGCAUUAACAGAGACUUGUCUAGCGUUUACUGUGUUUCGUGAUGAUUUCAAUCCUCGAUUUGUUGCUUUGUUUACGGUUCUGUUGUUUUUAAAAUCAUUCCAUUGGUUGGCAGAGGAGAGGGUUGAUUUUAUGGAAAGAUCGCCAGUUUUGGGUUGGUUAUUUCAUUUACGUGUAGGCAGCCUAUUAACAAUAUUAGGGAUUGUGGAUUAUAUUUUGCUAGUGCAUGCAUACAAUUCAACAUUAGUACGUGGUCCGACGGUUCAAUUAGUGUUCGGUUUCGAAUAUGCUAUUCUUCUAACUCUAAUUGCAAGCACAUUAAUUAAAUAUAUUUUGCACGCUGUGGAAAUGAGAACAGAUACACCUUGGGAAAAUAAAGCAGUUUUUCUAUUGUAUACCGAACUAAUUAUCGGUCUAAUAAGAGUUAUUUUAUAUGUGCUCUUCGUAGUUAUUAUGGCAAAAAUUUAUGCGUUGCCAAUGUUUGUAUUUCGGCCAAUGUUUUUCACGAUUCGUAGUUUCAAAAAAGCUCUAGCUGAUGUUAUUUUGUCACGUCGCGCUAUACGCAACAUGAACACUUUGUAUCCAGAUGCAACACAAGAGGAACUACGUUUAUCAGACAAUAUCUGUAUCAUUUGUAGAGAGGAUAUGAUUAAUCACGCCAAAAAACUGCCGUGUGGACAUAUCUUUCAUACAACAUGUUUACGUUCUUGGUUCCAACGUCAGCAAACAUGUCCAACAUGUCGUUUUAAUAUUUUGCGUGCACCGGCUGUUAAUUCAACAGCUGUACCGCGACAGGAUCCACCAAUUGUAGUUGCUGCGGCACCCGUUCCAAUAGCAAAUACUGCAACAGUUAAUCCAGCAGCUGCCCAAACCCCAAAUCCAUCUCAAUCUCAUGUCCAUACAACAACAAUGCAUGCAGUAAAUUCAACGGAAUCAAUUGGACCCAAUAUUAUGCCAGUUUUCCCUUCAAUACCCAAUCUUCAGUCUAUGAAUAUUAUUCAAUCUCCUAUGCUGAUGCCGCCACCGUUUCCAUUUCUAACACCUUAUUCCAUACCGCCACCUCCAAUACCUAGUGAUCUCAUAAACUACACUGACGAGGAACUUAGAACAUUGGAAGGUUCUGAGCGCAGUAAAGUGGAAGAGCGCAUAAAAAUGUUGCGCAAUAUUCAAUUACUAAUAGAUGCAGCUGGGGUUUUGAUGAAUAAUUAUCAAAUUGCAGCAGCAACUUGUCGUCAAGGAGCACCUGAGCGAAAUUUUGAAAAUGUAACUGAUAUUACUUUAGCCAGUACACAAAUGAUAUCGCCUGUAGUAAACGAUGAAUUACCAAGCACAUCUGGAGCAACAACGGCUGCUGCUGCAAUAGCAGCCAGUUUUGCUAGUAGAGUUGAGCAUCUUAAUAGUACAGUAGGAAGCACAUUGGUCUCUACAUCAAUUGAAAAUAGUGGCAGUAAUGUAACGAUUGAAGAUCUUGAUGGAGAAGAAAAUGAUUUCAAUAUUAUAUCUUCUGAAAGUACACCAACCUCAACAAUACUUAACACGGAGAACCAUACAAUUGCAGAAUUAAAUGAACUACGGAAGAAACGCAUAUUAAAGUUUUUACAAGAAGGAAAUCAACCGAAUACGUCGACUGAAUAGGGUUUUUUACAUGCCUAUGCCGUGGUCUUUAGUUUAAAAUAUUUUAUUAAUUUUUAUAUAUGAUCUACAUAAAGAACUUGCAAUUUAUGAAGAAAUGUAACCAAGAAAAUAUUAGAUACUGCUAUGAGGUUAAUAUGUUCCAUAUUAAGCAUAUGUACUUUAUAUUUCGAUUAAUUCUAAUAAACAAGUGCGAAAAAAAAAAUUUGUUUUAGAAGUAUUUGUCAAUAGG